UGGUGAACGCCUUUCUUAAUGCAGUGAGUUUGCAGCUGUGGUGACGGUCAGAGUUUCAGCAGCUGUGAAUAAAAACAUGUUGCUGGGUGAUGAUGGCUGGUUCAUCAUGAAGGUCCUGCUGCUGCUCGUGCUCCUCACAGUGUCAGGAUGUGAAAGAAUCAGAGUUGUUGGUCAAACAGGUCAGAAUGUGACUCUGAACUGUACAUAUGAUAUCAAAAAGGAAGGAGCGUCGCAUGCUUGCUGGAAUAAAGGAGAGAUACCAGCAACGGGAGGCUGCAACAAUAAGCUGAUCUCUACAGAUGGAUAUAAAGUUAUAAAGAAAACCAGAGUUUCCAGCAGGUAUCAGCUACUGGGACGACUGGAUGAAGGAGACGUUUCUCUGACGAUCCUGAACCUCACUGAGGAAGAUGCUGGACUUUAUGGAUGCAGAGUGGAGAUACCUGGGUGGUUCAAUGAUCUGAAACAUCAGUUUGAGUUGAAAGUUGAAAAAGCUCCAGACCUGUCAACGUCAGCGCCAUCAGGCACACUGACGCAAACACAGAGGACAGAUGCUUCUCAGACAACAGAUCUCAUGACCACAGACAACCUCCUGACUCCCUACACCAACAGCAGCAACACAGCUGAGCUUCAGCAGAAGGGCAACAUGCUGACGGUGGUUCUGGUGUGCGUUCUGUUCUUCUUGGUGGUUCUUGUCACUAUAAUCGGACUCUUCAUUAUGGCCAGAAGAUGGGGGCAGCUGAAACUGUGAGUGUCUUAAUGUUUCUUCAUCUGUUACAAUAAAUCCUCCAUGCAGUUUGUUACCUUGUUGGUUUGUUAAACUGCUGCUGAUUCAUGACUUGACUUAAUUACAGCUUUUUCCUCCGGGAAACUGAUGAUGAAUCUUUAAGAG
Molecule: messenger RNA, 889 nt
Organism: Cyprinodon tularosa
Lineage: Eukaryota; Metazoa; Chordata; Actinopteri; Cyprinodontiformes; Cyprinodontidae
Product: hepatitis A virus cellular receptor 1 homolog
Exons: 6
Coding region: 77-748 (223 amino acids)
Source: RefSeq, a predicted model, not a curated record